Molecule: messenger RNA, 3202 nt
Organism: Ochotona curzoniae (black-lipped pika)
Lineage: Eukaryota; Metazoa; Chordata; Mammalia; Lagomorpha; Ochotonidae
Gene: FLRT2
Product: fibronectin leucine rich transmembrane protein 2
Exons: 2
Coding region: 418-2400 (660 amino acids)
Molecular function (GO): protein binding
Source: RefSeq, a predicted model, not a curated record
CGCGGCGCUGAGCGGGAUUACCACCAGGGCUGGAAGGAGACCUCGAGAACCUUCUCAGAUUGCAGACUGAGUCGAAUGGACAAGUUCAUGGGCUGACCAAUGCUGCCCUGACCUGCAGCAGAAGAGGGGAGCUCAAACUGGCCAGGUGCACUGGUACGGAUACCACUGAUAACUUGGCAUCACCCACUGCCUGUGUGGAGAGCUGAAUUGAUUUGCACAUGGAAGACAGCAGCAGAGAGGGCAGCGUAGGCUGAUCAGAGACAGCAAGCAGAUUAUUUUACCGCAUGCCCUCAGGACAUUUUCCCUAACUGGUGUUCUGAACUUGGACGGAACCCCAUCUAGUCAUUUUGCUUUUGCUCUAUUGUUUUGUUUUAUUAUUUUCCCCAAUACGUUGUAUUUUAUUUCUGUGCUUCAGAAAUGGGCCUACAGAUCACAAAGUGGCCCAGACACGGGGCUUUGUUUCUGAAAUCUUGGCUCAUCAUUAUCUUGGGGCUAAACUCACAGAUGUCCAAACUCCUGGCCUGCCCUACUGUGUGCCGCUGCGACCGGAACUUUAUCUACUGUAAUGAGCGAAGCUUGACCUCAGUGCCUCUUGGGAUCCCGGAGGGCGUAACCGUGCUCUACCUCCACAACAACCAAAUUAAUAAUGCUGGAUUUCCUGCAGAACUGCACAGCGUACAGUCAGUGCACACGGUCUACCUGUAUGGUAACCAACUAGAUGAGUUCCCCAUGAACCUGCCCAAGAAUGUCAGAGUGCUCCAUUUGCAGGAAAACAACAUUCAGACCAUUUCGCGGGCUGCUCUUGCCCAGCUCUUGAAGCUUGAAGAGCUGCACCUGGAUGACAACUCGAUCUCCACAGUGGGGGUGGAGGAUGGGGCCUUCCGGGAGGCUGUUAGCCUCAAAUUGUUGUUUUUGUCCAAGAACCACCUGAGUAGUGUGCCUGUUGGGCUGCCUGUGGACUUGCAAGAGCUCAGAGUGGAUGAAAAUCGGAUUGCUGUCAUAUCUGACAUGGCCUUUCAGAACCUCACGAGCCUGGAGCGUCUGAUCGUGGAUGGAAAUCUCCUGACCAAUAAGGGCAUUGCAGAGGGCACCUUCAGCCAUCUCACCAAGCUCAAGGAAUUUUCCAUCGUACGUAAUUCACUUACCCAUCCCCCUCCGGAUCUCCCAGGUACACACCUGCUCAGGCUCUAUCUCCAGGACAACCAGAUAAACCACAUCCCUCUCACAGCCUUCUCGAACCUCCGCAAGCUGGAACGGUUGGAUAUAUCCAACAACCAACUGCGAGUGUUGACUCAAGGGGUUUUUGAUAACCUCUCCAACCUGAAGCAGCUCACUGCUAGAAAUAACCCUUGGUUUUGUGACUGCAGUAUUAAAUGGGUCACAGAAUGGCUCAAAUACAUCCCGUCAUCUCUUAACGUGCGGGGUUUCAUGUGCCAAGGUCCUGAACAAGUCCGGGGGAUGGCGGUGAGGGAGCUGAAUAUGAAUCUUUUGUCAUGUCCCACCUCAACCCCUGGCCUGCCUCUGUUCACCCCAGCCCCAAGUACAGCUUCUCCGACGACUCAGCUUCCCACUCUCUCAGUUCCAACGCCAAGUAGGAGCCACACACCUCCAGUUCCUACCACAUCAAAACUCCCCAAGAUUCCCGAGUGGGAUGGUAAUGAAAGGGUGACCCCUCCUAUUGCUGAACGGAUCCAACUUUUCAUCCAUUUUGUGAAUGAUACUUCCAUUCAAGUGAGCUGGCUCUCCCUCUUUACCGUGAUGGCGUACAAGCUCACCUGGGUGAAAAUGGGCCACAGUUUGGUGGGCGGCAUCGUUCAGGAACGCAUAGUCAGCGGUGAGAAGCAGCACCUGAGCUUGGUCAACUUAGAGCCCCGAUCCACCUAUCGGAUUUGUUUAGUGCCACUGGAUGCGUUUAACUACCGUGCUGUAGAAGAUACCAUUUGUUCCGAGGCCACCACACAUGCCUCUUACUUUAACAAUGGCAGCAACACUGCUUCCAGCCACGAGCAGACGACUUCCCACAGCAUGGGCUCCCCUUUUCUGCUGGCAGGCUUGAUUGGGGGUGCUGUGAUAUUUGUGCUUGUGGUCUUACUCAGCGUCUUUUGCUGGCACAUGCACAAAAAGGGGCGAUACACCUCCCAGAAGUGGAAAUACAACCGUGGCCGGCGGAAAGAUGACUACUGUGAGGCGGGCACCAAGAAGGACAACUCCAUCCUGGAGAUGACAGAAACCAGUUUUCAGAUCGUCUCCUUAAAUAACGAUCAGCUCCUUAAAGGAGAUUUCAGACUGCAGCCCAUCUACACCCCAAACGGGGGCAUUAAUUACACAGACUGCCACAUCCCCAACAACAUGCGAUACUGUAACAGCAGCGUGCCCGACCUGGAACACUGCCACACGUAACAGCCAGGAGGCCAGCAUCCGCUAGGUGGACAGUAAAACUUGCGAACACACGUGUGCACAUAAAGACACACAGAUUACAUUUGAUAAAUGUUACACAGAUGCAUUUGUGCAUUUGAAUACUCUGUAAUUUAUACGGUGUACUAUAUAAUGGAAUUUAAAAAAAAGUGCUAUCUUUUCUAUUUCAAGUUAAUUACAAACAGUUUUGUAACUCUUUGCUUUUUAAAAUCUUAAAAAAUAUAUAUAUAUAUAGUUGAUGAAGUACUGUACAGGGUUGUACAAUGAAAACCCGACGACAAGGUGAAAGAAUGCGUGAUGUUUCCAUAAGAGAUGCACAUUAACCACUUUGCUGUUGACGCUGUCCGAAUAAAUUUCUUUCAUAGAGCUGGUGGUCAGGUGAAAGGGCCGAUUGAAAUGGACUCAUCGGGGUAAGAUUAAUCCCAUGGGUAAAAGAAGAGAUGACCCAGAUAUUUCUGUGCUCUGUCUAUGCGUCCUGGUUUGGAAGAAAAGUGAAAAAUUCCAUAGGGCAUGAAUGGUGGUAGUUACCCUGAUUAGACUCCACUCAGAAGAUGCGCAAAACAUCACAAGGAAGCUGAUUCCCUUGAUAUCAUUUAACCCAACCUGACAGAAUCAGAAACUGGAAAUGAGUUUUGGCAGAAUGCUGAAGCUCAGGGGUUAGCUUUCCGAGUGGGAACUGAAUAACAUCCUUUGUGCGUCCCUGACCCUAUGUGAUAACGGAAUUAAAAGCUUGAGUCUGAUUUUGGUUGUCUUCAGAAACCAGUGUGAUGUGCUAGCAAGAAAACUC